GCUGAGGCGUGUCCAUCAGUGUUCCCUUGGUGGUCAUCAGUAGUAGUAAUGCUGCUCUGUUACCUGUGGACAGUUAUGUUGCCCCUGGCGGUGCUUGGUCAAACGUACUAUAUUAAUUUUGUAUUCAACAACUUUCGGAAUCCACAACAGCCCAAUGGCAACGAUGAGAGCGGCACAGUUGAAAUAGGCUCAUCAGAUAACCAGCAAAGAAUCGCUAAGCAGGCGCAGACCGCUCCGAGGGUAAGUACAGAAGAUGAGAUACCUGAUCCAAAAGAAAAUGGUUCUGAUCCUGAAAACAGCAACGAAGUUGCCGAAGAAACUGGGACAACCAAAACAACCAUCAUAACUAAUGGAGCCUGCAAAGAUGAAAAAUGCAGUAAUAAAAAAGGCAGUAUUGAAACGGGAUGCAAUGAAGCAGGCAAUAGUGAAACGGGCUGUAAUGGAAAAGGCAGUGAUGGAACAUGCGAUAAUGAAACUGGCAAUGGUGAAACGGGCUGUGAUGGAACAUGCGAUAAUGAAACAGGCAAUGGUGAAACAGGAUGUGAUGGAACAGGUGGUGAUGGAACAGGUGAUGAUGGAACAGGCAGUGAUGGAACAGAUAGUGAUGGAACAGGAGAUGAUGGAACAGGUGAUAAUGGAACAGGUAGUGAUGGAACUGGUGGAGAUGAAACAGGUGACGAUGGAACAGCCAGUAAUGAAAUAGGUGGUGAUGGAACAAGUGAUGAUGGAACAGGUGGUAAUGGAACAGGCAAUGAUGGAACAGGUGAUGAUGGAACAGGUGAUAAUGGAACAGGUAGUGAUGGAACUGGUGGAGAUGAAACAGGUGAUGAUGGAACAGCCAGUAAUGAAACAGGUGGUGAUGGAACAGGCAAUGAUGGAACAGGUGAUAAUGGAACAGGUAGUGAUGGAACUGGUGGAGAUGAAACAGGUGAUGAUGGAACAGCCAGUAAUGAAACGGGUGGAGAUGAAACAGGUGAUGAUGGAACAGCCAGUAAUGAAUCAUUCGGUGAUGGAACAGACAGUAAUGAAGCAGAUGGUAAUGGAACAAGUGAUGAUGGAACCGGUGGUAAUGGAACAGGCAGUGAUGGAACAGGUGGUGAUGGAACGGGUAGUGAUGGAACAGGCAUUGACGGGACAGGUGAUAAUGGAACAGGUGGAGAUGGAACAGGUGAUGAUGGAACAGGAGCGGAUGGAACAGGCAGUAAUGGAACAGGUGAUGAUGGAACAGGAGCGGAUGGAACAGGCAGUAAUGGAACAGGUGAUGAUGGAACAGGUGGUGAUGGAACGGGCAGUGAUGGAACAGGUGGUGAUGGAACAAGUGAUGAUGGAACAGGUGGUGAUGGAACAGGUGAUAAUGGCAAUGCAACGGGUGGUGAUAAUACGACAUCAACCAUUCCGACGCCGACAACCGCUGAUUGGUUAAAGCCAACGCCGCAUCCACCCAAAUUUUUCGAUUAUCCGGAAGCCGAAUGUAAGGAGGAUAUGCAAUUACAUGAGGUCUUUGGCAUUACACUAGCUCGGGAUCGCGGGCUACCAGUCAAAAUUUUGUGUGAGUUCCACAAUAGCUGGGGCGGUCCUUGGCUGCUAAUGAAUCGAAUGGAGCUGCCAACUCGCCUGCACUUUAGGCAUUGGAUAUUUGGCUAUCUCACGGAAGACUACAAAGAUUUGAAUAUUAAUUUUUUAUCCUUGGCUCACAUAAUAAACACAAUGCGCCUGGCUAUGCUAAUAAUUGGCCAGAAUAACAACAAACAGCCGGUCUAUAAUCUAUACGAUGACGUUGUUAUAUCAGGCUUCAAUGACCUCUUCAUGCUGCGCAAGGCUCAUCUUGUCGAGGCGAACACCUCGGAUUUGCUGUACUUUUCAGUGGGUGAGGUGAUUGUACUGGAUUCGGGCAGAAAUCGUUCGUGCCCCUUUCGAGUGUUGGGCGGAUGGUGGGGUGCCAAGAUAGAAAGCUCAUCGAACGCCCCUUGUGUUUUUCCUGUGGACCGUGAUGUAAAGCAACCCGGUUAUGUGGCCAUAUUUAUCAAGCCUAAUCCUUUUAAGGUCAACAAUACUGCUUUUUAUCAGACAGAAAUUACCACACGCCGUCCUUGGGCCGCUACAGUAGACUUGGAGUUGAUGCAACAAGCAAACAACAAUAUAUCCGUUUAUGAGAAACUUAAGCUGGCAAAGUUCCUUUUGAAUAAGAAGCUAGUUAAAGAAGAGUCCGAGCGACGUGCAAGGAUAUACGAGUCGAAGCUAUUCGGACAGCCGACUGGUAUGCAACUGAGAACCUUGACGACCACAGAUCCACAUAUGACAAAAACGUAACAGCCCUCACACAUUAAACUUCCAUGAUUAGAUUAAGAUUGGAAAACUGCUAAAAAAAAAAACUGACUUCUCGUGGGCAAAACUUUAAGU
Messenger RNA from Drosophila hydei, 2400 nucleotides. RefSeq names its product spore wall protein 2. The record is from RefSeq and is a predicted model, not a curated record. Bases 49 to 2310 code for a protein of 753 amino acids. Lineage: Eukaryota; Metazoa; Arthropoda; Insecta; Diptera; Drosophilidae. The transcript is spliced from 3 exons.